GGUUAAAACAUGUCUGCGCCCAUGAAAUCUCAUGCAAUUUUUUGAAAUGUACACGUUUAAUACAAACUGGUGUUAAUUUUGAUGAUAUGAAGUGAAAAAGAUAGACUGAAGAUAGUUACAAUAUUUAAUAGAAAACUAGUGAUAUAAUAUGAGGAACCUUGAACUUCUAUACUCUGUACAGUUAUCUCCCUUGAGAGACUUGGAACAUAUACAAUGUAGUGCUGUUGAUUAUGAUACAGGUGUUAUAUACUGUGCUUCAUCCAGAUGCAUUGUGGGAUUGAAUCCUAAGGAUGGGCAGAUCACAGGAGUUGUUUCCCUUCUAACAGAUGAUUAUAUGCCAACAGAUGGCAGUGGCAAGGUUGUAGGGAUCCAAUGUAUUCCAGAUCAACAGUCAGUAUGUGUAGCCACAGAUAAUGGUAAUCUUUUGGUGUGGAAUGUCUUAGUUGGAGAUUUAGAAUGUGUUGGCAAUGUUGAAAGUGGAUUUACCUCUAUGUGCUGGAGUCCUGACCUAGAGUUACUGGUAUUAACUACAGGACAAGAAACCAUGAUAAUGAUGACUAGAGAGUUUGAUCCUGUGACUGAGAAAUCACUACAUCCUGAACAAUUUGGAUCAGCUGAGUUUGUCACAGUUGGUUGGGGUAAGAAGGAAACCCAGUUCCAUGGUUCUGUAGGGAAACAGGCAGCUACAGUAAAACCUGAGGAUGAGAAACCAGCCUUACCUUGGGAUGAUAGAAAACCUCGUAUAAGUUGGCGUGGUGAUGGACAAUUUUUUGUUGUUAGUACAAUAUCACCUACAUCAGGAGCCAGAAAGUUACGUGUUUGGAGUAGAGAAUGUGAACAUGAUUCUACCAGUGAAAAUAUAGAUGGCGUAGAACAUGCCCUUUGUUGGAAACCUUCAGGAAGUCUUGUUGCUUCAUCAAUGAGAAAACCAAAUCGCCAUGAGAUUAUUUUCUUUGAGAAGAAUGGAUUAAGACAUGGAGAGUUUACUUUACCAUUUAGAGUUAAAGAAGUAGAGGUUAAAGAGGUUUUAUGGAACAUUGACUCUACUGUACUGGCUGUCUGGUGUGAAGAUAUGGCUACAGAAGAUAAAAGCUCCAGUAAAUCAUAUGUACAACUAUGGACAGUUGGAAACUAUCACUGGUACUUAAAACAGAGUUUAUAUUUUGAUUCUGACAAACCAACAUCUGUAAUAUGGGAUCCUGAGCAUGCCUACAAACUUCAUAUUGUGUCUUCUGCUGGCAAAUACUCACAGUAUACAUGGUCCUGGGCCACAAACUGUAGUUGUGGGAAAACAGAAAAUGAUCAAGCUCUUGUAGCUGUAAUUGAUGGUGACCAAGUUUUGUUAUCACCAAUGAGAAAUAUGGUUGUGCCACCUCCUAUGUCUGCUUAUAGUUUUCAAUUACCGUGUGCUGUCAAUCAAGUGAUAUUCUGUUGUCAUGGCAACACCAAUGAUUUGGCAGUUCUCCUUGAAAAUAGUCAGAUAGCAAUGUAUACAUUUAAUGAAUCUCAGACAGUAGAUGACACGGUAAAGUUUGAUGGAGCUGGAGGUGGAAGUUUUGCCAUUUGCUGUAAAACUCCAGUACUCAAGGGCAUUUACAGGAUUGAGGGUCUGCCUGAUGGUUUUAACCAGAAUCCUUUGUCAGUAAGUCAUGUGACCUGGUUGAAUGAAGAAAACAUUAUAUUGGUAUUAGUUGACCAGUCCAAAGGAGACCACUCUAUUAUUUGCAAUGGAAAUAUUCAGAAGGAUGAUGCCAUAAUCAAGAUAAGUUCAACAACAGAUUUAGAAGAUCAUGCAUUCAAACUUGCUGUCAGUAAUGAUUCAGGACAUGUUGGUAUACAGUUACCUGAUGGCUCCCUACUCAAGUAUGAUCCAGUAAAUGAAAGUGUAAUGCCAUGGGAAGAUAACUCUGGACAAGAAAUAAAUUUUCCACUUCCCUGUACACAGAUGGCAGUUUGUGAUAUAGGUGGUCAGGAAGUUGUAGUAGGACUUACAGACAGAUACAGAUUUUAUGUGAACAAUAUUGAGGUAGCUACAAACUGUACAUCAUUUGCCAUACAUGAUGAAUUCCUUCUACUGACCACUUUGUCUCACACAUGUCGAUGCAUCUGUAGAAAAACUAAAGUGGACGUGUUACCAACCUUAUCAGAUGGCAAAGAACAUCCUUUUGACGAAAGUAUCCGUAGAGUAGAACGAGGGUCGAGGAUUGUACAUGUAGUCUCAGAGGAUACCAAACUGAUCUUACAGAUGCCGAGAGGGAACUUAGAAACUAUUCACCCGAGAGCUUUGGUACUGUCAGCAGUAAGGAAGGCACUAGAUAGAAUGAAUUUUAAGGCGGCAAUGAUUUUAAUGAAGAAGCACAGAAUAAAUCUGAAUCUAAUGUUUGAUCACAACCCAAAAGUAUUCCUUGACAAUGUGAAGGAGUUUGUUCAACAAGUGGAGUCAGUUAACAAUAUCAAUCUAUUUAUCUCAGAUUUGUAUGCAGAAGAUGUAACUGUGACGAUGUAUACAGCAGCCUAUCAGAAAACAGCAGACGACAAAGAAUUCCCAAAUAAGGUUAAUACUGUCUGUGAUGCUGUUAGACAAGCAUUGAUUGAGAAUAAUGAAAGCAAAUAUUUACUAUCAAUACUGGUGACUUAUGUAAGGAAAACUACUCCUGAACUAGAGAAGGCAUUACUUUUAGUUAGAGCCCUCAGAGAGAAGCCUCCAGAUCAGGUUGUAGUUAGUGCUGAAGAAGCCCUGAAGUAUUUACUGUUUCUUGUUGAUGUCAAUGAAAUGUAUGAUGUGGCAUUGGGAACAUAUGACUUUGACCUUGUACUUAUGGUGGCAGAAAAGUCACAAAAGGAUCCAAAAGAAUACAUACCAUUUUUGAACUUACUACGACAAUUAGAAGGCCAUUACAAGCAUUUUACCAUAGAUCGAUAUUUGAAAAGAUACAAAAAGGCAUUAAAUCAUAUAACAAAAUGUGGUGCAGAACAUUUUAAUGAAUGUGUAAAUCUAGUCAAGGAACACAAUUUGUUUACGGAGGCAUUACAGCUGUAUUCACCAGGCUCUCAGCAAUACAAGCACAUAGCCACUUUAUACGGAGAGUAUUUAUCUGAGAAGAGUAAAGAUGAGGAAGCAGGCAUCAUGUUUGUCAAGGCAGAGUGUUGGGAGCAGGCAUUGUCAUCGUUCCAAGAUUGUAAAAACUGGAGACAAGUAUUCUGUAUGACAGCUAGACUCAAAUACAGUCAAGAUAAAGAAGUAGAUAUAGCCAAGAAAUUAUCAGGUCAAUUAAAAGAAGUGAGAAGACAUCAAGAGGCAGCUGUAGUAUUGGAGCAGUAUGUUGUGGAUGUAGAAGAGUCCAUUGUUUGUCUGAUAGAAGGUUGUUUGUGGGAAGAAGCUCUCAGAAUGAUGUACAAGCACAGCAGAACAGACUUCAUAGAGUCCAAUCUGAAAACAGCCUUGGUAGAGACAUGUGAACAUCAGACAGACACCUUGAACAACUUACAUAAUGAUUUUGACAAAUAUACUAACAGGCUAGAUGCUGUCAGGAAGCAGAAAGAGAAAGAAAGAUUGGAAUUUCUAGAAUCUGGUGGAGACUUGGGUGCUGAUGCAGACUUGUAUUCAGACACCAGUAGUGCUACAGGGGAGAGUGUCCAGUCAUCCAGAUAUUCAUCAGAUAGUAGACAGUCUUCUUACAGUAAAUCAUCAGGGAAGUCUUCCAAGAACAGAAGGAAAGCUGAACAUAAGAAAUGGAAGUUAAAGGAAGGAAGUCAAUAUGAAGAUUUAGCAUUAAUUGCAGCUUUGUCUACAAUUAUAAAAACAGUGGAUAAUCUCAGAGAUGAGAUCCAGUCCCUAUUAAAGGCACUGGUUCAGUUCCAUUUUGACAAACAGGCUGUUGACCUACAGAAGAAGUAUGGUGACUGUCUGUCUGAUAUAGAGAAAGCUAUUCCAGAUAUAUGGAGUGAUGAAGCUACAGAAAACAGAAAUGAACCUGUACUAGGACCUAUGACAACAGCUAAUUCUAUAGCUCAAGCAGUGCAGAGAGGUCAAGUUGUUUCUGAGAAACAAGAUCCAAUUAUAAGGACAGCACCUACACUUAACAAGGAUAAGAAAUGGAAGCUUUCAACACUGGAUAUUGGGAAAAGCUGAUGAAGUGCAAUAAACUCUCAUUUGUGAUUGACUGUGAUGUUAAAAUAUAAAGAAAAAUAAAGUAAAGAAAAUUA
Mytilus trossulus (common blue mussel) is the source of this 4206-nucleotide messenger RNA. Its product is annotated as elongator complex protein 1-like. Gene Ontology annotation, biological process: tRNA wobble base 5-methoxycarbonylmethyl-2-thiouridinylation. The transcript is spliced from 34 exons. Bases 149 to 4132 code for a protein of 1327 amino acids. Gene Ontology annotation, molecular function: protein binding; tRNA binding. The record is from RefSeq and is a predicted model, not a curated record. NCBI's taxonomy places the organism in Eukaryota, Metazoa, Mollusca, Bivalvia, Mytilida, Mytilidae. Gene Ontology annotation, cellular component: cytosol; elongator holoenzyme complex.